CUUUUCCUUGUUCUAUUUGUUUUUAACUUUGAAUAUGAAAUUUAUUUAGUAAUAUAUAAUUAACUGGUAAGAUAGUGUCUCUGAAAUAUGAUACAUGGAGAAAGUAUGAGUAAUAUGUUACGUUGAAAAGAGCGAUGUGGAAGUUCCAUAUCAUAGAUGGUGCCGUCACUUGCUGAUCACGUGUAACAUGUUUGGCCAAUUGCAUGGACGCGAGAUCCCUAUACGUGGCAUGAAGCACGAAUCCUCUUCCACGUCCGCCAUUUUGGUAGUAUAAAUAUCUAAGGGUUCUGGGUUAAUGUACUUGCUUUUCGUGAAGAUUUUGGGUGUUUGACCGCCAGAAGUUUUCCACAUUACAAGUGAUUCGACUAGUUCGCGUUUUGUUGGGAGGAGACACACAAGAACAUCUGUCUAUAUACAUAAUAUAAAUAAAGAGAAAUCAUAAUGGGGAAUAUGUUCGCAAAUCUCUUCAAAGGCCUUUUUGGCAAAAAGGAAAUGAGGAUAUUGAUGGUCGGAUUAGAUGCUGCAGGAAAAACCACAAUUUUAUAUAAACUGAAAUUAGGUGAAAUUGUUACUACAAUUCCAACGAUUGGAUUUAACGUUGAGACGGUAGAGUAUAAGAAUAUCAGUUUCACAGUUUGGGAUGUUGGUGGUCAAGAUAAAAUUCGACCCCUUUGGCGGCAUUACUUUCAAAAUACACAGGGAUUGAUCUUUGUUGUUGACAGUAAUGACAGGGAACGUAUAGGUGAAGCGAGGGAAGAAUUGAUGCGAAUGCUGGCAGAAGAUGAAUUAAGGGAUGCUGUAUUACUUAUUUUUGCUAACAAACAAGAUCUCCCAAAUGCCAUGAAUGCUGCUGAAAUCACAGACAAACUUGGCCUUCAUUCUCUUCGAAAUCGUAAUUGGUAUAUUCAAGCAACUUGUGCUACUAGUGGGGAUGGUUUAUAUGAGGGGCUUGACUGGCUCUCCAACCAGCUGAAGAAUGCUAAUCGCUAAAGAUGGUAUUACCAUCUCCAGAACCUCUCCAUUUAAAAUGUUAAGAAGAGAAAUGCAUUAGGUUAAAGAAUGUUCCGCAUAUUGACCGUGAAUGUCAUAAAGCUCAGUAAGUUAUCUUCGACCUGUGAAAUGCUCUGUACAGCUGUUAUAUUUGGACUAUUAAGGGAUGCAUUAUACAUAUUUAUAUUAGUGAACAGUUGUCAUUUGUGUGAUUUUUGUGGAUAAGACUAUUCAUGAUCUCACAAUGAUUUUCUAAGAUAGGAUGCCUGAAAUUAAAUCCUCUUGUGUAACUGUGUGGAUGAAAUCUACUUAGUAAAGUUUGCUUCUGAUAUUUAAUGCUAAAUUGGUAUGUAUAUUUUUUCUGGAACAUAGUCUAUUUAAUGUAUGGGAGAUUAUCUCCUCUACUUCAAUAUAACAACCAAUUGAUUGAAAUUCAAAAUUUACUUUCUACAAUUAAUCUGAGUAUUUGUUUGUGGGAUCAUUUGAAGGGUCAUACAUAUCUGUGUUUUUGACAUUGACGGUGUCGGGACAAACUUCCAGAACUGACACGUGUGUUAUGGACUUGGUACGUGGAUAAACUACUGGAGUUAAGGAGUUUGCAUGCAAUGCAAUGUAUUAUUGCUUUUUUGGAACGUUGAUUUACAUGCAUCCUCCUGUUUGCUUACUACAUGGAAGGCAGACUAGAUCCAUUAACUCGUGAAGAAGGGUAAUGUUUCUGAGAGAGAAGGUAAAAGAUGGUGACUGUUUUGUUUUCAAAGUGGCAGUAUAUACAAGAAAAUCCAAAGUAUGCAGAACUUGUUACAUGGAAAGUGAUAAAACGUAACCCCUCCCCUCUGAAGAAAGAGGUGAUCAUAUAUUGUGCAUUAAAGUAGGUCUUGCUUUCUUUUUACUGAAGUGGAGAAUAGUUGCUAGUUACUGAUUGUGUGAACAUUGGAUGGUGUGUUAAUGUGUUUAAUGGAAGUGAAGCUACUUGUUAUAUUCCAAAUGACCAGGGUUUUAUUUCUUUAGUCCGAUGGCUGCAAUGAUGGAUACCUUGAGCUGUUCUGAAGACUGAUGAUUUUAAAUGUGUUAUUUCAAACAAAAAAAGAAAAAAACAGAAAAGGAAAAAAAGAAAGAAAAAAUAUUGUGAUUAAAACUUGUUCUUUUUCUCUGAGGGUGAGGGGGGAGUUAUCAAAGUAAUGACAAAAUGAACUGUAAGAACUAUGCACCAUACAAUUAAAAAUUACAUCAACAUAGGUGUUGGAUUUUAUAAAUGAGUAACCAGUUUUUCAAUCUCCCUGGAGAUAAUAGCAAGAUUUUGGUUUUGUAGUAUUUACGAAAAGCACACAGCAUCUGGUAGAUUGUAUUAUAAGAAAUGUUGACAUUCCGCAAUUUCAUCUUGUGCUGUCAGAUUUGAGCCAAUUCUAUGAAAUAGUGCUAUAUUCUGCUGUUUUUCAUUCAGUAUUUUAAAGAUUUGUUCUAUUCGUAAUUCAACGAGUAAUGGCAAAGUAAACAUGCAUUCCAGGUAUAUUUUGUAUUAAGUAGUUUUGCUUUAAAAAUACCAGGAAAUAGAACUUACAUAUGCGGUGUGAAGUGAAAUUUUACAAGAUUGUAAUUCAUUCUCACAUUAUUUGUAUGUUAUACCUUGUAGCUAAUGGUAAAAAAUGUUGAUUGACAUCCAAAUGUUAUGAGAGACUUUUAUUUCAUCAGAUUACAUUUUGUUUGAGUACUAGGAAUGCAUUUUACUCUGAAGAGUUUAGGAUUGGGGAGAAUUAAAUCCUAUGGGAUCUUUUUCUUGCAGGUAAGAUUUUAGAAAUUGCAGUAAACCUUAAUUUUCCUUCCAAAGUUAUGUAAGCAUGCCAUUCUUGUGAAAUAUAUUGUAUUUGUGCUUUGAUUGUCUUGUUCACAAUAAGAUGAAUCCCAUUUGCACCCUCUUCCCUUCUGUUAAGAGGGUGCCAUAUAGCGUUCCAUCAAAAGUACAGGAUUCAGUGCAUAGGUAAUUACAAAGGGGUUUGCAUUGCUAAUUUAAAUGGAAUUAAUAUGUGGUUUAAGCAUGAUAAAAUGUAAAGUUUUGAAUGUCAGUGAAACCUUUGUGAAAGUACACUUGCUUAUCAUGUGAGGUUAGUGAAGUGAACAGUGCAAUGUUGCAGAAACUAGAUUGACUAUUUUUCAUACAACUUCUUGGGUUAUGUUGAACUUGGUUAAAUUAUGUAUAUUACUAAGUAAAUAAAAACUUGGUAUCAUGUCAGAAGCUGUUUCUUUGUGUUCAGGAUAAGGUUGCGGAUUACUUUCAAGCCUGACAAACAUGAGUAAAAAAAAAAAUUCCUUAAAUGGAAAGCGUGUAUUUGGGUUUCAUGAUUCAAUAUUUAUUAUUAAAGAUUUGAUAUAUGGGAACUAAUUAAUUAUAGUAAUGUAAUUCUCUAUUGUAAAAACUCCAGGCCUUUGCCCAUUAUACUAUAAAUAUAAACAUAUAACAAAUUUUUAAAAGUUAACAACAAUAAUGAUUACCAUAUUUAUAUGAAUAUAAGUGACUAAAUUUAAAACACAAUUUUGGAGAGACCUCCUGGAUUUUUAAUCAUUGCUUCUAUUCAUAAUCUCAGAAUUGCAAAUGACAUGUUGACUAGAAAUUUCUUUUUGAGGUUCGGUAGUUUUCCAAUUAUCGCAUAAUAAAUUCAUCACAUUAAUUUAUUUGAUCAAUUCCCAGGCACUCGCUUUUUUCCCCUGGAUACAGUAUUUAUUUAAACCUUUUUUCCGAACAACCAAUUUUAACUACUCAUCAUGGUAGGGGUCCAGUUGAGUGUCUGUGAUGAAAUUAUGCUUACAGAUGUACUUUUUGGAUGUGGAUAACAGAAUGCUCUAAUAUAAUUGUUUAUCAUAACAAACCCUUUUAAAAUACUCAUUUUUUUAAAAUUAUUACAGUACUUACUUUACCUGGGUACUUUCAUUACACAGUUUUGAACAGAUGCUAAACCUUUGUUUCCUACUGCUUUCUCUAGGGCAAAUGUUUUGAGUUCUGGAAGUUGCUGUUUCCCCAAUGUGUGAUAGGCGACAGUUUUUCAAUCCUGUUUGACUGUGUCCUAAAGUUUGGUGUUCAUGCCAAAUCCUUAGCAAUAUAAAUAAGUAAUGGUAUGAUCUUAUGUUUUCUAAAAUUAAGGUCAGCAUGUCGGGGCACCUGUCAUUAUGCAAUUUUCCCACAAGACCUGGACUCCACAUGACUUCAAAAACUCGCCCUUGGACACUUGGACUCUUUGAAACCCACACCUGGAGUCUGUGAAGGAGUUGUUCUUAGAAUCACACUCUCGUCAGAGAGAGAUAAAGACGUUGAGCGAUCCAAAAUCAGUCUGUGACACAAUGCGGUCGUCAAGUAAUCAACCAAAUACCAGAAAAUGCAAUGUUACAUGCAGAAUAUGAGACUUGGAUCCAAUGGAUCCCGGUUGCCAGGAUAAGGGUUAAUUUCCCUUUUGGAGUGAGGGCAUGGUUUUCUUAAUACCAAUCGUUGUCGAGAUACUUUGAAUAGUGAUUACAACAUUAUCAGAGGUCAUUGCACCAGGAAUUCCCCGUAUUGUGGUGUUACUGUAAUUUUAGUUCCCUAAUUUGGUGAGGUGAUCUUUGAAUGAAUCAACAUUGUUUUCAUUCAGCAAGUAGCCUUGUUUUCCAAACCUUCAACAAAUACAGCAUCUGGUUAUCCACCCUUUCUCUUUGUAUCUGAAAACAAGCUCCAUUUGCUAUUUCUCUUUUGGCGUUUUUCCUAGACAAUCAAAUUCAGAGGCAACUUCCUGUCAGAGAACACGGCAUAUAACUAUUUCUCUACCAGCUUUUUCAUUGCCCUUAGCUUCAACUGCUGCUUUGGAUUUCUUCUUCAGGUAUAAAGGCACUGCCUGUUACACCGCAGUUUCCACCUGGUCACCCCAUCUCUUCUUUGGGUGACCAGAAUUUCUUCGUCCUUGUAGGUGGUAUUGUAGAAUUCUUUUUGGCAGGUGGUUGUUUUGCUUCCUUCCAACGUGCUGGGUCCAAGAAUUUUGGUAGUAAUGUAUUUAAUCUUCCAUAGAAAUCUAAGUUCUUUACGAAUUUCUAUAUUCCUUUUCUUGUCCAUCAGCUUAUAACCACCCACUGAUCUCGGAAAUCUAAUUUCAGCACUUUUGUAGUCUUGUGCUAUCAUUUUUUGGAUAUUGUCCAAUUUUCACUUCCAUAUAAACAUGUGGGGAUACUUCAUACCUUAUAGAAUUUACUCAUAGUACCCUUUCUGACUUUUUUUUUUCUCUCAGGGUUCUCAGUAUUGUUCUGUUCAUAUGAUUUUAGUUUUUCAAUUUUCCCCUGUAUAUCUAUUGCUCCUCUGUAUGACAUUUUGUAUCCUAAGAAAUUGAAACUUGAAACUUGCUCUAUACCUGAAUUAUGUACAACUAAUUUGGAUCUAAUUGUUCUAUCCCUUCAAAGGCUAUGACUUUUGUUUUUGUUGAGGGUAUAUAGAGAUUGUACAUUUCAGUUACCUUUUGUUCAAACAGUGCUUUUUGGAGGAUAUAUUCAUCAUUUGCUAUUAUAAGUUUGUAAUUGUUUCUUUCUUUUCCCAUGUCAUGACUAAGAUUUUAGUGUGGAUAUCAACAUAUUUAAUGCUUCAUCUAAAUAUAAAUUAAAAUGAUUUGGGGAUAGACU
Gryllus bimaculatus (two-spotted cricket) is the source of this 5619-nucleotide messenger RNA. The record is from the annotation of a GenBank genome assembly. Lineage: Eukaryota; Metazoa; Arthropoda; Insecta; Orthoptera; Gryllidae.